CUGUGUGCCGGCAGCGGGGCCAUGCCCCGGGCAGGGAGCGCAGCGCGGAGGCUGCUCCAGCCCUGCAGCCCGCGGGGCAGCGCGGAGGUACCACAAAAGCAUCUGGCCCCUCUGGGAAAAGAGGGAGAAGCAGCUAAAGCCGAGGAGGAGCGACAAAGUGAGGAGCUGCUGAAACAGACGGCAGGCGAGAGGCAGAAGAUCGUCGGGGAGUGGCAGGAGCUGCGAGGGUGUCUGGAGGAGCAGGAACAGCGUCUGCUGGCCCGGCUGGAAGAGCCAGAGAGAGCCAUUGUCCAGAGAAGGGAUGAGGGCAUCUGCAGCCUGUCGUGGGAGAUUUCCCUGCUCAGCGAGAGGGGAGGAGAGAAGGGGCAGCAGCUGCUGAGCCAACCCCUGCAGAGUGUUGGGAGCACUGGGGGCAGGGAGGACAGGACAUUGCGGAAGCUAGAGCCAUCGUUUGCAGAGCUGGAGAAGAGACUCAGCGAUUUUUCUCUGAAAAGUGCCAUGCUGCAGGAGGUAGUGCUGAGAUUCAAAGAGACGCUGCGACGGGGGCUGGGGAGCGACACAGCCAUCCCGAUGAUGAUUAAUUUCUGGGAAACAUCCUCAGCAGAAUUAUUUGAAGGUGUUGUACCAGACAGUAAAGGCACAGAGGCAGUGGCUUGUGGGAAAGAGGGCGGUAGAGUAACGCCCACCUUUGGCUCCAGAUUGUCCCAGCCUCCCACGGGACAGGGAAGGGAACUGGCUGUAGUGGAGCCAGUCCAGGGGCCGGUGACCUUCGAGGAGGUGGCUGUGUAUUUCACCAGUGAAGAGUGGGCUCUGCUGGACCCCCGUCAAAGAGCCCUCUGCAGAGACGUCAUGCAGGAGAACUAUGAGAAUGUGACCUCGCUGGCAGGUGAUGCAAUGGUACGUGAGAAAGAGGAGCAGAAUUCUCUGCAGGAAAAUGUUGAGCAAGUGGAUAAACACAGAGAAUUAUCGCAAAGAUCGAAAAGGAAUGUGUCCAGGAGUCAUGAGCAGGGAAACUCCUGUGAGAGUCAGCACCGACCAGAAAAAGAGCAGGGAAACCAGCCAGGGGAGAAAGUGGGUAAAUUAAUUUCACGAGAAGGAACUCAGAAGGACCUCAAGGAAACCACAACACAGCAGGAAAUCCUUAUGGGAAAGAGCAAAAAUACAUGCACUGUGUGUGGGAAAAACUUACGUGACUAUUCAGCCUGUAAAGAGCAUCAUAGAAUCCACACAGGGGAGAAACCCUAUGAAUGCAGUGAGUGUGGGAAAACCUUCAAGUGCAGCUCACAUCUUAUUUCCCAUCAGAGAAUCCACACAGGGGAGAAGCCCCAUGGAUGCAGUGAGUGUGGGAAAACCUUCAGCCGCAGCUCACACCUUAUUACCCAUCAGAGAAUCCACACAGGGGAGAGGCCCUAUGAAUGCAGUGAGUGUGGGAAAAAUUUCACUCACAGAUUCAGCCUUAUUAAUCAUCAGAGAAUCCACAUGGGGGAAAGGCCCUUUAAAUGCCAUGAGUGUGGAAAAUGCUUCAUUAACACCUCAACUCUUUCUAAACAUCAGAGAAUCCACACAGGGCAGAGGCCCUAUGAAUGUAGUGAGUGUGGGAAAAACUUCACUCACAGAUCAGGCCUUUCUGAACAUCAGAGAAUCCACACUGGGGAGAGGCCGUAUGAAUGCAAUGGGUGUGGGAAAACUUUCAAUCGGAGCUCAAACCUUAUUACUCAUCAGAGAAUCCACACAGGAGAGCGACCCUAUGAAUGCAGUGAGUGUGGGAAAACCUUCGCUUGGCACUCAGCCCAUGUUAGUCAUCAGAGAAUCUGCCAGGGAGCUCAACACCAUAAAAACCUCUAGGGCAGGGCUGCACAACUCAUAAAGCAGUGAGGGCCAUAUUAGUCCAAAGAAAACAUCUGAAGGCUGAACUCCCCUCCCCGCCCAGCACCGACAGAACACCACCCCCACCAAAACACACACACACCCAGUGCUGCCUGCACUGUGGAAACAAACCCUCCUUCUCCAG
Molecule: messenger RNA, 2011 nt
Organism: Gopherus flavomarginatus (Mexican gopher tortoise)
Lineage: Eukaryota; Metazoa; Chordata; Testudines; Testudinidae
Product: zinc finger protein 3-like
Exons: 10
Coding region: 22-1845 (607 amino acids)
Biological process (GO): regulation of transcription by RNA polymerase II
Molecular function (GO): DNA-binding transcription factor activity, RNA polymerase II-specific; RNA polymerase II cis-regulatory region sequence-specific DNA binding
Source: RefSeq, a predicted model, not a curated record